Molecule: messenger RNA, 3078 nt
Organism: Anopheles merus
Lineage: Eukaryota; Metazoa; Arthropoda; Insecta; Diptera; Culicidae
Product: metastasis-associated protein MTA1-like
Exons: 11
Coding region: 16-2994 (992 amino acids)
Biological process (GO): negative regulation of transcription by RNA polymerase II
Cellular component (GO): NuRD complex; nucleoplasm
Molecular function (GO): transcription coactivator activity; chromatin binding; histone deacetylase binding
Source: RefSeq, a predicted model, not a curated record
AGUGAAAUGGAAUGAAUGGUCGCUUUGGAGGAGGAACGAAACAACAGUCCCAACAAUGGUGGCGGCGGUAGUGAACGGGGGGAACAUCUUAACCCAAAACAACGACAUCAGAUGAAGCAGCGAGAACUGUUCUUGUCGCGCCAAGUCGAAACACUUCCCGCCACCCAGAUACGGGGAAGGUGUUCCGUAACGCUGCUGAACGAAGAGGAAUCAUUGCUCAGUUACUUGAACAAAGACGACACGUUUUUUUACUGCCUCGUAUUCGAUCCGACUCAGAAAACGUUGCUAGCGGAUAAGGGUGAAAUUCGUGUCGGUGCUCGUUAUCAGACAGAUCUGCAGCAAAUGCUGAAACCAGGCGAAAAGGAUGAACGCAACCUAGAGGAAUUGGAGACGCUUGUUUGGACGCCGCAGCAUUCGCUUACCGACAAGAAGAUCGAUCAGUUUCUGGUAGUUUCGCGUUCGGUAGGCACCUUUGCGAGGGCGCUCGACUGUACCAGCUCUGUCAAGCAACCGUCCCUGCAUAUGUCCGCUGCAGCUGCAAGCCGUGAUAUUACCUUGUUUCAUGCUAUGGACACACUCCACAAACACAACUAUUCGAUAGAGACUGCAAUGUGUUCGCUGGUUCCAUCGAGUGGGCCUGUUCUUUGCCGGGACGAGAUGGAGGAAUGGAGCGCCUCUGAGGCGAACCUGUUCGAAGAUGCGCUCGAUAAGUACGGCAAGGACUUCAACGAUAUCAGAAACGACUUUCUGCCGUGGAAGACGUUAAAAAGCAUAGUGGAAUACUACUACAUGUGGAAAACGACGGAUCGCUACGUGCAGCAGAAACGUGUGAAGGCGGUCGAAGCGGAAUCCAAGUUGAAGCAGGUCUACAUUCCGAACUACACCAAACCGAGCCCGGCAUUGAUAACAAACAACAACAAGGGCAUAUUGAAUGGAAAUUCUAAUGGGGGCAGCGUGGACAUGAUGAUUUAUAGCAGUACCAAGGCAUGUGAAUCUUGUGCUACUAUGGCUUCGCCACAGUGGUACUCCUGGGGUCCAGUGCACCUCAACAAUCGGCUGUGUCAGAACUGUUGGACCUAUUGGAAGCGUUACGGAGGCCUUAAGGUUGCAUCUAGGCUAGCGGACAACGGGGAGGUCGAUCCGGUGGCCACGAUCAACACCAGUAGCAGCAAUGCUUCACCAGUUUCGCUGAAGAAGCGUAACACCGGGAGCGAUAUUGACGACGAUCUAACAAUAGUGGCUAGUUCCGGUCCUAUUGGAGGGCUUGGAGGUGCGACCGUGGCCACCGCAUCCCCGGGCGGUUUAAGUAACCAUCGACCGCACAGCCCUUCCUUUAAAUGUUCGAUUGUGAACUGUGGUAAGGAGUUUAAACUGAAGGCCCACCUCGCUAGGCACUACGCACAAGCACACGGCAUACAGAUACGAUCUGGUUCACCUCGGCCUAUAAUGAAAACUCGAACUGCAUUCUAUUUGCACACGACUCUAACGACGCGGUUGUCACGGCGGUUAUGUCGUCACAUAAUACGUUCGAAGAAGGCGGCCCGUCAACCGUCUUACGCGAUCAACAUUGCCAGCGUGAAGCAAGAGUUUGCUAACGCCGAAGCUGGGAAAAGUGCAUCGGACAUCCGUCGGUUGCUUACGUUCCGCAAGAAGGAUCGCGGCAGCGUGACACAGAUUGCAAACAGACUUGGAAACCCGGGCGUUAGUGUUAACGAAUGGUUGGUAUUGACACCGAAAGAAAACAUGCCCAAGCCAGAUGUGGUAGCUUUUCCGAAACCACCGAAAGCUCCGGACGGCACACUGUUGUACGACCGGAUACCAAAUAAGGGUGAAGAGGCUGGCAAGCCACCGAAUGCGGUCACCUCGCCGGCGGCGGGUAUUCUGGGUGGCGCAGCAACAAUUCCGGGAACGGUGGGUGGUGCGUUGAGCGGUAAAUUAGCUCCGUUGGUCGGGUCCGGGGGACUAGCGGUAACGCCGAUUGUAGUCAGUGGUACAAACAGCAACUCCGUUGGGACUGCUUGCUCUGCUGUGACUGGAAGCGGAAGCACGGGUAGUACAGGUGUGGCUACCGGGACGAUCGCUAAUAGUGGUAUGCCAGCGAUAAAUCUACAUGCAAGCGCUAUGUCGACUAGCAGUCCACCGCGCGGGCCGACCCCAACAGGGAGUUCAUCUGUGGCGACGUCAUUGAAACGACGUCCGUACGAAGAUGCAAAUGGUAUCGAUGCUACUGUGGCACCGCCGGCUAAGCGGCCUAACAAAGAUCCCAGACCGUCACAUCGGCCAACUCCCGAACAAUAUGCGGCUAUGAUUGCAGCUGCUCAAUCCGCUGGACAACCUCUUCCUCGACAUCAUAUGAAUGGAAAACCAAAAAUUGCCCAGAUGGCUCGAACUGGUUCGGGACGAAAACAGGUGAUCAGCUGGAACGAUGCUCCGGAUGAUGUGUUCUACCGUUCCACCAAAGCUGGGCGUAAACUACGGCGGGAAAUUCCAAUAGUAGAGUUGCGUCGUGCAGCACGAAAACCUUGGCGAAAUUUGCAUCCCAAGUACUCGACGAUCGUGGCAGCCCUCUUGCCAGUGGCGUCUGUGACACCUAGUCUGCCGGCGCAGCUCACAGCCCAGCUGGGUCACGCGGCACAACUAGCUGCGGCGAGUGCUGUACAACAUCCCACCUCAGCGAAUCUAAAUCUCAACCUAGCGGCGGCAGCAGCCCUGGCAGGAGUUCAUCCACUGUCAGCGGCCUCGACUCUUGCUCUCAGCGGAACGCUGGGAGCAACGGGAGGCACUGUUAUAUCGUCAGUGGGAGGCGUACCUUCACUGUCUGGAGGAUCCACCGGAACGUCGCUAGUGUCUUCCGGCGCGACUGGUCUAACGAACAGUAGCAGUAGUAACAACAAUAGUGGUAAUAGCAGCAGUAGCGGAGGUGGAGGUAGUGGUGCUAGUGUGGUCGCUACCGACAGCAAUAAAAAUGAUCUGCAGGUUGUAAUCUUAGACUGACCCGAACCGCCGAAGAACAUGCACUUUUCCCAGCAACAGCAUCACCACCAUCUUCAUCAGCAUCAUCACCAACAGCAACAGCAA